Messenger RNA from Mauremys reevesii (Reeves's turtle), 1916 nucleotides. RefSeq names its product peroxiredoxin like 2B (gene PRXL2B). Bases 83 to 688 code for a protein of 201 amino acids. The transcript has 7 exons. The record is from RefSeq and is a predicted model, not a curated record. NCBI's taxonomy places the organism in Eukaryota, Metazoa, Chordata, Testudines, Geoemydidae.
CGCGCGUGCACGGCUCAGCUGAUCGCGGCCGGGCGCUAUAAGGGACCGGCUAGGAGCGGGCGCGUUACGGGCGCAGCUGACCAUGGCCGCGGUGGAUCUCGCCAAGGUGGGAGCCCACGCGCUAAAGCACGCAGUGAGUGGGCAGGUGGUGGAGCUGCGGGCUCUGUGGCGGGACCAGCCAUGUGUGGUGCUCUUCCUGCGGCGGUUUGGCUGCCAGGUUUGCCGCUGGAUUGCCAAGGAGACCAGCAAACUGAAAGAUCUGCUGGACAGUCACAACGUCCGCCUGAUCGGAGUCGGGCCGGAGAGCGUAGGCCUGCAGGAGUUCAUCGAUGGGAACUACUUCAAAGGAGAACUCUAUCUUGAUGAGACUAAGCAGUGCUACAAUGACCUGGGGUUCAAAAGGUACAAUGCCUUGAGUAUAGUUCCUGCUGCUCUGGGGAAACCAGUUCGAGAAGUUGUCACAAAGGCAAAUGCAGACGGCAUCCAAGGCAACUUCAGCGGUGACCUCUUGCAGAGUGGAGGAACAAUAAUAGUCAGUCAAGGUGGAGAGAAAUUGCUCCUGCACUUUAUACAGGAUUCACCUGGUGACUAUGUUCCCUUGGAAACCAUCAUCAAAACCCUUGGUAUCUCAGCAAGUGUUAAAGAGGGUGUGAAACCUCAGUGCGAUGAAGAGGCCUGUACCAGAUGAUGGCGAGGAGCAGGGAGCAAUUUCUUUAAGCAAGAAAGAAGCCAAUGUGGUGACAUCCUCUGUUCUACCACAUCAUAGCUGCUGUAAUCUCACCCCAUUGUAUCUAUUCAGUGAUUUGGCCAUUAUACAAAAGUAUGAAGUGUGAGUAAAUGCCCUCAAGCGAAGUGCUGUGUCAGACUGUCUUGGAUGAGCAUAACAAAGCUUUCCCUGUUGCUCAACAUUGUAACCAAUAGCAGCUAGUUUGGUGGCUUUCCCAUUGGAUCAUUUUGAUCAGGUGACCAGUAGGUGUGAACAAGAGUAUCGUCUGAAGAUUUUGAGACAAGGAGAGCCUCUCUUGCUUCAUGGCCAGUGCUAAUAGUUUGUAGACUUCCCCUAUUAGCUUUCUUCCCUGGUUAGAAGUCCUUUCCACCCACGUUACUCUUGUCCUGCUCUGCAGAAACACUUCGUUAGCAAAUGGUGGUGGUGGCUUAACUUUAUCCAUCUGUUAACACUUCACCCUUCUUAAAAGCAUUAAAACAGAAGAGCCUCACAGAUGACUGCGGGCAGAGUGCCUGAACACACUUCUAAAGCUUGACCAGUGUCAGCUUGGUCAGAGGGCAGCUUAACUCUGCUUCUUAGCUGAAGUAGGCUGUUGAAUACAUACGCUGGGGUGCAACAGCAGGUGGAGAUCAUGCUGCUGCCUGCACCCAGAGCACAGCAUGCUCUUUCAUCUAAUAAAAGAGCCAAGACUAUGUACUCUUUCUAUCUGAGGCUGGUGUCCAAAUAGACUCUUUACUGUAGCUUCAACCUAAGCUACAGUAAAAGUGGACUCAAGAUUUUUUUCCUUGGUGCAGAGAAAUAGAUUUUGUAGGUAAAUAUUUAACAGGCACCACAUGCCAUUCAAAAGACUGAGGAAAGCCCAGCAGCCCUAUCUACCUUCCAUGUCCCUACCUAUCACUCACAGUCUUCCUAAUGAUGACACUUUAACACUAGCCCUGAAUAAUCCUUAUGUCCCAGGAAAACUCCUGGAUAUGAGCCUCUAUGGUCAUCAAAUCCAGGCUCUGAGGAGCAAAGAAUGCCAGAUCCUAGAGAAAGCACUGAUGCCUACCUCCUCCUAAAGCCAGCAUGCAUUAGCUGACGAGCUUGGAGCAAGGUCAGCUAGGUGCAUUUAAAGAGCCAUAUUCUAACUGCAGACACACCCAAGAGUAGGCAUCUCAUGCUGAUGAUGGAGUUUAACCUUCAACUGUCC